AUGGAAGAUGCUGAGCAGGACCAAAGCAACCAGGUUGCACUUAAAAUAGGGUUGAUUGGUGACUCCCAGAUAGGUAAAACAUCACUCAUGGUCAAAUAUGUGGAAGGAUCAUUUGACGAAGACUAUAUUCAGACUCUAGGAGUCAAUUUCAUGGACAAGAAAAUACAAAUACGCAGCACUACAAUUACAUUCUCUAUAUGGGAUCUCGGGGGCCAGAAGGAAUUCAUUAACAUGUUACCAUUAGUAUCAAAUGAUGCUGUGGCAAUUCUCUUCAUGUUUGAUCUAACGAGGAAGUCUACAUUAAAUUCUAUCAAGGAGUGGUAUCGCCAAGUAAGAGGCUUCAACAAGUCUGCAAUACCUUUUCUCGUGGGAACAAAGUACGACCAGUUUAUAGAUUUGCCAUAUCAGGAUCAAUUGGAGAUUACUAAACAAGCAAAGAAAUUUGGAGCCGCUAUGAAAGCCCCAGUUAUAUUUUGUUCUACUAGUCAUUCCAUAAAUGUGCAAAAGAUAUUCAAAGUGAUACUUGCUAAGGCAUUUGAUUUAAAACUAAGCUUACCCGAGAUCGUGAACAUAGGCGAGCCAAUACUUUUGUAUAAGUAG
Priceomyces carsonii is the source of this 600-nucleotide messenger RNA. It is a transcript of the gene TEM1, whose product is annotated as Ras family GTPase. The transcript has 2 exons. Gene Ontology annotation, cellular component: spindle pole body. Gene Ontology annotation, biological process: positive regulation of mitotic division septum assembly. Gene Ontology annotation, molecular function: GTPase activity; GTP binding. Bases 1 to 600 code for a protein of 199 amino acids. NCBI's taxonomy places the organism in Eukaryota, Fungi, Ascomycota, Pichiomycetes, Serinales, Debaryomycetaceae. The record is from RefSeq and is a predicted model, not a curated record.